This is a messenger RNA of Dipodomys spectabilis (banner-tailed kangaroo rat), 1976 nucleotides long. It is a transcript of the gene Tcim, whose product is annotated as transcriptional and immune response regulator. Lineage: Eukaryota; Metazoa; Chordata; Mammalia; Rodentia; Heteromyidae. Bases 198 to 518 code for a protein of 106 amino acids. The record is from RefSeq and is a predicted model, not a curated record. Gene Ontology annotation, molecular function: Notch binding. The transcript has a single exon. Gene Ontology annotation, biological process: negative regulation of Notch signaling pathway; endothelial cell activation involved in immune response. Gene Ontology annotation, cellular component: nucleus; cytosol.
GAAGGGGGAUCUCACAGGAUCUCAGCAGGGCAACUGUUAACUCUGGGUGGUUAUUCUUCCUUGAGAUCACUCUGAUGUCACAAGUGUAAUUUGAGCUGGGAGCUUUGUUCACACUUUAAAUAGCAGUCCCAGAAUGAUCCUGCCACUGACUCUCUGCAGCGCCUGGGAGCUGAGUUCCUGAAGAUCUCACAACAUCGAUGAAAGCAAAGCGAAGCCACCAAGCCAUCACCAUGUCCACGUCGCUGCGAGUGAGCCCAUCCAUCCACGGCUACCACUUCGACACAGCCUCUCGGAAGAAAGCCGUGGGCAAUAUCUUUGAAAACAUAGACCAAGAAUCAUUACAGAGGCUCUUCAAAAACUCUGGAGACAAGAAAGCUGAGGAGAGAGCAAAGAUCAUAUUUGCUAUAGACCAAGAUUUGGAGGAGAAAACCCGAGCCCUGAUGGCCUUGAAGAAAAGGACGAAAGACAAACUUCUUCAGUUUCUGAAGCUGCGGAAAUAUUCCCUCAAGGUCCACUGAGUGGGGACAGAAUGGAUAAGGAUCUUAUCCACCACUGGACGUUUCUAGAAUAAGUGAGUUUGCAAGACCUGAACCAGGGCAGCAUCUUGCUGCUGUCUUGCAAGUUUCUCCAUCCAGACUCAGAGGUUGGAAAGGAACACAGCAGAGUGCCUUCACACUCCAACCAAUUUCAUGGCUGGUGCUGUUGCUCAGAGGAGGAAAUGCUUCAGCAAGCACUGAAAACUUUCUUUUCAGUGCAGGAAAAAACUGUCACUGGUAGAAGAGUCUGGACAGAUGCAGCGAGAACAGGACACAGCAGAUGGCUGGAAAGACAGCAGGCAGCAGAGUCACUUGCUGGGCCAAAGGACUUGACUUAAAUUUCCACUGAUCUCACUCUCCCAUUCUCUCUCUUCCUUCUCUCUUUCUCUCGCCUCUCUCCCCUCUUUCUCUCACUCUCUAUCAAACUGGGCAGAGAGAGGGAGGAUAGACAGAGAAUACCUACCACAUACUGUUUACUGAAAUUUUUUAUCCGAAUUCUCAAAAUGUUGUCAAGCUGUUAAUGUUGUUUGUUGGCAUUGACUCUUAGAAAUCAGUAAUUAUUUAUUUGCAUUUAUGACAGUGCUUGAGAAAACGGACUGCACAGUGUAAAGUACAUGUUAAAGGAGUUGUGAUGUCUUUUGCAGCUCGGUAAAACCUAUGCCACCUUCUGGCCUGUUUGUAAAGGGCUUUUAUACAUUUCAAACUUGCACAAAAGUUAAAAUAUAAUGGGGUCGUUCAUAAAUCCAAAGUACUGUGAACAUUUUUGUAAUUAUUUUUUAUCAUCUGACUAAUGCUAAAAUAUAACCUAGUUAAAUUUGUUAGUUACUUCAAUAAGCAUUAGGAAAUGAAUAUGAUAUAUUACUUUAUAAAGAUGCUAUGGUUUCUAUAAUUUAUUAUACAUGGCUAGUGAUAUGCAAUUCUAAUAAAUUAUUAUAAGAUCAGCUGCUACUGGUCUGUAAUGUUUGGGCUCAGAGGAAAAAAGUAAGAUGGUAACUUUUGGUUAUUAUAAACUUUUCUGCAGGUUCAACUCUAAAAAUAAAUGGUGCUUUUGGAGUAGCUUUUGCCAAUUACCUUUUUGUUUUUUUUUCAAAACGAAUUCUAAUACCAAAUACCUGGGAAGUUUCUCUGUCCCUGCUUUAAAAUGUAAGACAUAGAGACAGAGAUUCACAAAUGAACUCACCAAAAUUGCUUUUUUAUAUCUUAUGAAGGGUGACUUUAAAAGACUUUCUCCAUUGUUUUGCAAUUCUUCCUCUGUGAUAACAGUAGCUAUGUACAUGUGUACAUUUAUUUGUCCCAAAACAUGUCUAGGGUUAGUCUGAAUUAUGAUAACAAUCUGUGGGUUAUCACUGUAUAUUUAAUGUAAACUUAUACAGAGACAGCAUUACUGUCUCUCUACUUAUUUCCUCAUACAAUUAUAAUAAAUGUUUCUAAGAAGGCCUA